AUGCCACACGGAAACGACCACGGCGGCGGCCAGAGCAACGCGACGGGGUGGCCCAACACGACAAAGCACCACGACGGCGGGCACAAGCCCGAGCCCCACGCCCACGGCGGCGCCCACACGACGGGCAACAUGAGCGGCGGCGUCGGCAAGCAAGGCAACCAUUUGGGUGGCAACCAAGGCGGCAGUGGCGGCAAAAACUAG
Messenger RNA from Saprolegnia diclina VS20, 201 nucleotides. RefSeq lists its product as hypothetical. Bases 1 to 201 code for a protein of 66 amino acids. NCBI's taxonomy places the organism in Eukaryota, Oomycota, Saprolegniomycetes, Saprolegniales, Saprolegniaceae. The record is from RefSeq and is a predicted model, not a curated record. The transcript has a single exon.